ACUGAGUUUAGACAGCAAGAGACAUUCUUGGAACGACAGAGAGACAAACAAGGACUUGUGCGGAGCAGAGACACUGGCCUGGGGGGAAGAGACGGCUGUGAAGAGACUAGCCUGCACUGAGAGAGAGACUGCUCUGUGUCCAGUCACUGACACCUACCAAAGCCCCAUAGACUUGCAGGAGCUAAUGUAAUACUGAGAAGCAAAGUACCACGGCUCCCGUGCGCUGUAGACAUGCUGCAGGCGACAGGAAGGCACUGAGAGACUUCUGGUGCGUGAGCUAACGAUGGCUUCCAUGGCUGGAUAGAGUACCUGCUACUAUGGAGAUGCCUGCAGUCUUGGAAAGUGCAAACCUUCCCUCUGAGGGGUCACGUAUACAGAAGGAGGAUACUGAAAUAGAGGACAAUGGGGACGUAUUUUACACACAGGAGGGGACAGGUGACGAGCAGUGUCCCAACCAAAACACUAAACAAGAAGACGGCACAGAUGACGUGGGCGAGGAGCCCGCUCAGGUUGAUGGUGUAGACGAUUUAGCAAAUGUAGAUACGACGAGGGUGGAACUAAACGUGGAAAGUUCUUCGGGGGCUGUAGGUUCCCUGGGUAGUGCCCAGGAAGAACAGACCAUGGAAUUGUCUUCCGUCAUCUCAUUACCAGUCAGCCAGGACUUGGAGGCCUUGCCUCACAGGACCGAAUUGGCUUCUUCCAGUCCGGAUAUUACAGAUGAAGCAAAGGUUGACUGUGAUGAGGGACCUGCAGCCACUGCAGGAGAGGACCAAGGGAAUGAUACAAAGGGGGCCAAAGAGGAAGGAGCCCCAGAAGAGGAGAAUGGUCGCAGUAAACAGGGGCCGAAGAGAGUCACGUUUCCUAGUGAUGAUGACAUUGUAUCUGGUGCCCUAGAACCCAAAGACCCGUGGAGACAUGCCCAGAACGUGACUGUGGAAGAUGUCGUCACGUCCUAUACACAAGCCUGCCAGAAACUGAACUGCAAACAGAUUCCGAAACUUAUCCGGCAGCUUCAGGAUCUGACUGAUCUUUCAGGGAGGGUUGAGAGCCUGGAUCUCAAGGGGGAAAAAUUGGACCAUAAGGCGUGUGAGGCACUGGAGGAAAUCUUUAAGCGGGUGCAGUUUAAAAUGGUGGAUUUGGAGCAGACAAACCUGGACGAGGACGGAGCCUCUGCUUUGUUUGACAUGAUUGAGUAUUAUGAGUCAGCGACGCAUCUAAACAUCUCCUUUAACAAGCACAUCGGCACUCGGGGCUGGCAGGCCGCUGCUCAUAUGAUGCGAAAGACAAAUUGCCUGCAGUAUUUGGAUGCUCGAAAUACCCCCUUGCUGGACCACUCUGCACCAUUUGUGGCCCGAGCUCUACGCAUCAGCAGCAGCUUAACUGUCCUUCACCUGGAGAACAGCAGUCUCUCUGGAAGACCCCUGAUGUUGCUGGCCACGGCUUUAAAGAUGAACAUAGUAUUACGGGAGCUGUAUCUCGCCGACAACCGCCUGAACAGCUUGCAGGACUCAGCCCAGCUGGGAAAUGUAUUGAAGUUCAACAGCUGUAUACAGAUCCUCGACUUGCGGAACAACCACAUCAUGGACUCAGGUCUUGCUUAUAUCUGUGAGGGAGUGAAGGAGCAACGUCAGGGACUGGUAACCCUUGUUCUCUGGAACAAUCAGUUGACUCAUGCUGGCAUGGUCUACAUGAGCAUGUGCUUGCCUCACACUCUGACAUUAGAGACGUUAAACCUUGGUCAUAAUGCAAUCGGUAAUGAAGGGGUCCGCCAUCUUAAGAAUGGUCUGAUUGGAAACCGAAGUGUACUCCGAAUUGGUCUGGCAUGUGCUAAACUCACGUGUGAAGGCGCAGUGGCUGUAGCAGAGUUUGUGGCUGAAUCCCCUCGUUUAUUGCGUCUUGAUCUGAGGGAGAAUGAAAUUAAGACGGGAGGCUUGAUGGCGCUGUCGCUGGCUCUUCGUGUGAACCAGUCUCUUCUCAGGAUGGAUUUGGACAGAGAACCCAAGAAAGAAGCUGUUAAGAGCUUUAUUGAAACACAAAAGGCUUUGUUGACAGAGAUUCAGAACGGUUGCAGGAGAAACUUUGUCUUGGCCAAGGAGAAGGAAGAACGCCUCCAACACUCAGUAUCAAUGGCAGAGAUUGCCAGCACUGGUGAAGAGGAGGACACAAACACUGCCCCAGGAGAGAACAGCCAUGCUGCUGAGGACUCCAGCACUGCCAAUGAGAACAGCAAACCGCACUCAGAUGACCAAGAGGAAGAAGAGAUUACACCUGCCCCAGACCCCCAAGGUCAGGACUCGGACUCUGAUACAGAGGAUGAAGAAGAGAUAAACGAGGCAACCGAAAAGCCAGCUGAGCAGCCAGUGCAGAGCUCCCCGGCUCCGGUGGCAGUGUCUAGCCCGGGUAGAGGUCAUAAAGUCUUUUUAGUUACAAGAGUGGAAAAUCCAAGUACAGUGGAUGGAGGAAAGGGCGUUCCGGAGAAUAAAGGGUCUUCGGUUAAAGAAGUGGCCACACCAGGAAGUCCCGCCCUCGCCAAUGGACUUGAGGCUGAAUUUGGAAGGGCACCGACAUGCUGUGAUAACAAAGAUUCUCAUGGAACAUAUUGUGAUAAAGAGUUAGAGGAAUUGCUACGUGAAGCCUCCACAGAGCCAGACCCAUCUCUGAACGUUAUAACACUAUAAGGAUUGAUUCUUCCGGCUCUUUGGGUUACCUUUUCUUCAUACCCUGAAUCCUUUUUACAAUCCCAUUCAUCUCGCCUUAAGAAAUGGGGGGGCCCCCCAUAGGAUCACACUUACACGGGUUCCCUUUUGAGAACAUGUAACUGAUCCUAAAUUUGCUUCUCCAUUAUGAUGGCAAUAAGGGCAGACACCGUUCCUGCAGGUAAAUGGAAUUUGCACAGAAUAAACGAAAAGCUCAUUCACUUCAAGCUGACGUUCCCCCGGAUUGGGUUGAGUUACUUUUACGGGUUCCCAGAGACAGGGACAUGGCUGGUCUCUCCAAAACACACUGGACUGUUACCGGUUCUGGGGAAAUCUGCAGAUGAGGGCUGCUACGGACAAAUAAACUGACCCCCCCUCACAAUUGCCCACACUCAGCCAUUCAUCUACAUUCUAAUAGGAUUUUCAGCCUUACCUUAUAUACAUCCCACUGCUUGAGUUACAUGAUGAGUAUAGAAUGCACUACUUUACUCACUUCACAAGAUCAUCUGCCUUUGAGAAUACAAAAAAAGGAUGUUCUGCGUGAAAAAGUCAUUCUCUAUGGCCGGGACGUUAUAGGGUGAUAUAGGGGUUUAUGCAUAUAGGGGUUGAAAUCUCCUUACUAUAGUGUAUAACCGAACUGCCUGCCUCAAGCCAUGUAAAGUGACUAGGGCUGGAUCAGUGACUGAUGGAACCAAUAUCCUAUCUAUUCCAUUCACUUGAGGUUUUUUUUAGUACUUUUCCCCUACACUGCUCUGGACGGUUUAGCUUUUGACUCCCAAAGCAUGUUUUUUUUUUUCCAAAAUCCUCUCUUUCUAAGGACCAUAGCUACUAAGACCCAGUAUCCUCCACCAAUGUAGAAUGAUGAGAUUGUACCACCAUCCCUGGGACAUAGUGUUGGUCAACUUUAUAGACUUAGCUAGUAAGUUACAUAGGGCUGCAAGUACUUCAGAAACCCGUGUCGGUGAGUGGUAACACUGUGAUUUUUGCCCAGGCACUUUCCACACCCAGUUAGACCAGUUCCCCGAAAAAGCUACUGCAGCGAGGUCGUAUUCAACCACAGGUCUGUAAGAAUAUCUUGACAUGCUGGUGGAUGUGAGAUCCCUUUAAAAAGAAAAAAAAAUGGCAAUAUUCCUUUAUUUCCAUACUUCCAUGUAAACCGUGGUGGACACGAGAAUGUAACAUUCGGCAAUAGCCUUGUAAAUCAGGGAACCAACUGAAUUUUUUAAUACGUCACUGAGGGAUGUGCAGUCAUUGAAGUGGACUCCCAAUUUCUCUUCAUUAAACUUUAUUUUUAUUUUUUAAUACAUUUUUUAUUUUUAUUUUAUUUUGCAAAUUGCCUGCCUGAGAUUUUUGCAGCCUCUUUGUCGUGGGCUCGAUUACUUGGUAGUCAAACAACAAGUUGAUGGAGCAGGUAUGAUAGUGGUCUUCAACCUCUCCAGCUUGCAAAACUACAACUCUUAGAAUACCCCUGACAGCCCAUGGUUGUCAGGGCAUGCCAGGAGUUGUAGUUUAGCUGCAGUUAGUUGAAUAGAAAUGAGUGAAUUUAUUAGCAGCAUUUGCCCACCACUGGAAGAUGUUGAGUGCCUCGACGUCUUGUGGUUUGCCUUUUGGCGACUCCUGUCUCGCAUCGUAUUGUGUGGACUGGCGAAACUUGCAAAAUGGCAAACAGCAUGGAUUGACUCCAUCUCUUUAGGAAGACUUGGGCAAGGUUGUGCAGUACGCUGUGAUUCCACCCAUCAGGGCUGGAUUUUUCUCAAGUUGAAACCUCCAUCCGUCAAGACCCGUUAUAUUGUAGACCUAUCAUACGCUGUUAUGCCAGCUUUGUCAAUGUCCCAAUUUGUAUUCUGUUCUGGAGCCAAAGGAUGACUUGUCGGUACCCAAGUUCCCUACUCAUUCCAUUCCCAGCCCUGGUAAGAUAAAUAUGCACUUAAACUAUAUAUGUGAUUUUGUCCUGUCCUUUCCCGUCAUGUGUGGAGAGGCACAUUUUUAUAUAGAAUAAUGCACACGCCAUGACGGUCUGGGUAAGGUCCUGCACGUUUUGUUCAAGCACAUGCAGUGUUUUAUGGUGACCUCGCCUUCGUCUUUAGAUUUGUCUUGUCACAUUACAUGUUUGCGUUGAUACCAUGCAGUUUUCUUUCUGGCAUUAUAUGCUCGAUGAGAACGUAAUGAUGCUUCCGAAUUGAGACACAAUGACAUUUAGUGCACAUGGCGGAUACACCCAAAUGAAAUGCACAACCUAAAGAGCAUUUCCCGCUCACCAGUGAAUGUGAGCCCUGUUCUAUCCAAUGAAUCCGAGAAAGCUGUGCGACAGACAAAAUGGCAGCCACAGGAGCCGGGUCAAUUUUCCUCGAAUUCUGACUAGCAAAUCUGGCCAGUAAUAUCGUGACCCAUGCAGGUUAAAAACAGCAAGGCUGCUUUCUUCCAAAAACGGCACCACUUUUGUCUAUAUAGGUUUUUUUUUCGGGCAUUGCAGCUCAGCAUCAUUCAAGUAAAUGGGGCUGAUUUGCAAUACCAGACAUGGCCUUAAGCAGCCAUAUUUUUUCUGAUCUUAUAAAAGUUUCCUUUUAAGGCUAGGGUACACACUGCCAUCCAGGAGAGCCAACUGUCCAAACACGGGAACAGGUCCCAACUUAGAGGAGACUGUAAAUAUUUCCAUUCAUUUUGGAAAUUAUUCCCGAAGGAAGUUUUUUGGACUUUGGUCUCUGUCUCAGGACUCCGCUCCGAUUUUAAAUGGAGGAAGGAUGCAGCCUUAUUGGUGGGAAAUUUUCCGUUCAGUUCCCUGCUGGGAAAGCUAGCUGACAACCCAUGUAGGAAAUGUUCAGUGCGGAAAACACGUUCCGUGUGGGAGCGUGAUUUCCCAUUAUGGACAAUGCUCCUUUCACAGGAUUGCAGGGCGUCUUGUAAAAGGGAGCAGUGUCCACAUGUGUUUUACGCACUGGACAUGCACCUCUGAAAUUGGUCUUAAAAGGACUAUGACUUAAAGGGGUUUUCUAUGGGGAGUUAACCCUUGACAAGGUCAAAAUAAAUGUAGAAAAAUUAUACACUAACAAUCUUCUGCAGCAACUGUUCUGAGGAUGCCCGGUCCCACCUUGUUCUCCUUUUUGCAGCAGUGGCGUCCCAGCACAGGUAUAUAUGACAAUGGCAGCCAAUCACUGGCUGUACGGGUCACCACUGUGGCCAGUGACUGUCUGCAAGGCUUAUGCGUUUUUUGUGACAGUGUUCAUUGCUGCAGCCGGAAAUGGGAACCGCGGGGGACCGGGAACACUCAGAACGGGAGUGACGGGGCAUCAGCGAGUUUUUAUUUUGACCCCGCCAAGACAUUUCAGAUACAUUUCAUCUGCUGGCAAGCCCUUGUUGGAAAAUGACUUAAAGGGGUUGUGCAAGAAUGGGAAGUUUUUGGAAAACCCCUCCAUUCUGCCAGAUUUGCAAAGAGAAGAUGACUUCCCCGCUUCCUGGUGCUGGCUCUCCGCUCCUGCAGACCUGCAAUGCUCCGCUGGGCUCCAUCGAUGUUAACAUCUGGUUUGAAAUUGCUGCAGCCAAUCACUCCCCAUGGUGGUGUCCGGUUUCCCUCACAAAUGGUCACAUGACAAAAGGGGAACCGGGCACCGCUGCAGCGAUGUCAAACCAGAUGUUGACAUCGAUGGCGCCCAGCAGAGCAUCACAGGGCAGGAGGAGAUGGAGGGAGGAGCCAGGAAACAGGUAAGUCAUCGUCCCUUUGCAGGUCUGGCAGAAUGGGGGGUUUGCCAAACCCCCACCGUCCUUGCACAACCCCUUUAAGGAUCCAUAUUACUUAGGUUUAAAUGCUGUUUUAAGCAGCUUCUCUCCGCCAUUGAUCUUCAACAGACACGAUCGGAUGCCGUCUAUCUCCAGAUAGAGAAAUUCAGUUUGCCACAAAAUUGAACCCCUUCACUCUCCAAUGCGUGUCAUGGAGUAAACCCUCGCGGAGUAUGUGUUGCUUACACUCGGUGGAAGCCGCAGUUCUCUUUGUACUGUUCAUAAGACAAUGGCCGCCCUUUUUUCCCCCCAGACGUUGCUUUGUACUAGACCAUUGAACUUGUACACGUCAAAGCAUGGACUGACAAUGGCCGCUUUCACUUAGUGUAAUGGUCAGGUACAGCGUCAGAAACUGGCAUGCGUUUACAGGAGUCAUUUUAUUUCUAAUUUAUUGUACGAAUCGAUAUUUAUGCAAGUCUGUGUGUAUGAAUCUAUUAAAAAACAAAACAAAACAAAAAAAAGCACACGUUCAUCUGUUUUUAACCAUCUCCUUUUAUUGAUAGCCACCCCAUUGUGUCGAGAUUGGAAAUGCUACAUAAAAUGAUCCUCCAAGGCGCGAUAUGGGAAAUGCAAACCUGAAAUGACGUGCAAUACAGCCCCCUUACUCAAACACUACACAUUGCUUUGCACACCUCUUCUUACCUAUAUGGUCACCCCUUAUAUGCGCCCUACAAUUAUGUGCUGUGUUUUAAAAGGGUUUUCUUCCUAUUGUCAAAUAAAAUGAUUUCUUAUAUGUC
This is a messenger RNA of Bufo gargarizans (Asiatic toad), 7207 nucleotides long. It is a transcript of the gene PPP1R37, whose product is annotated as protein phosphatase 1 regulatory subunit 37. The transcript has 14 exons. Gene Ontology annotation, molecular function: protein binding. The record is from RefSeq and is a predicted model, not a curated record. NCBI's taxonomy places the organism in Eukaryota, Metazoa, Chordata, Amphibia, Anura, Bufonidae. Bases 318 to 2678 code for a protein of 786 amino acids.